AUGCUGAAACGGGGUCUAGGAGGUUCAACUAAAAAAGAAAUUGAGUCCGCGUUGGGAAUUAAAAAUCCAGUGACCAAAAACGUUGCUAAGCAGAUUAUCAAUGCUUUAAAUGAAUCUUCUGGCACUGAAUUUACCUUGAAAACAGCAAACGGCCUAUUUGUUCAUGAAAAUUUUAGACUUUUUCCAAACUUUGUUCUACAUUUGUUGAACAAUUUCGGUGCGAGCGUAAAAUCGGUGCAAUUCGGUUCAAAGGAUGGUGAAAAAAUAGUCAAUGAUUGGGUCGCAGAAAAAACCAAUGGGGCGAUUCAGAAUAUUCUAGAAAGAAAGUCCAUUGACGACAAAGUCGCACUCGUAAACGCAAUUUACAUGAAAGCUAAAUGGGUUCAGCCUUUUGAUAAAGAGUUGACAACCAUAGGCGCGUUUGUAACUCCAAGUCGUUAUGUCAAGAUUCCAAUGAUGCGCCAAACCGGAAAGUUUCUGUACUUAGAGGGAAACAAAUGCGCUUUGGCAUUCUUUCCGUAUCAGAAUUUAAAUCUAGAAAACUCCUGGGAAUUGGGAGUAGUUAAAACAGAUCCUAGCGUGAAUCCCACGACUAUGUUGGGAUAUUUGAGAGCAGACGCGCUGGAAAAACUGAGAUCAAGAUGUGAAAUGAGAAACUUGGACGUGAAAUUGCCCAAGUGUAAAAUCGAGACUUCAGUUGAUUUGGGGGCAGUCCUGAAAGAUGUAUUUGGGAUACGAGAGGUGUUCGAUCCAGAUCAAGCAGACUUCUCAGGAAUGAGUGCCUUCACUUCUAAACUACAUCUUAGCAAAGCUACUCAGAAAUGCUUCAUCCAAAUUGACGAAGAAGGAACGGAGGCCGCAGCUGCAACCUCACUUACGAUUUCAACUCGAUCGCCGGCUACGAUGCAACUCAUCGAGAGGUUCCACGUAAAUUCGCCAUUCGUGUACUUCGUAUAUCAACCGAAAAGUGGAAUUGUGUUGUUUCAGGGAAUAAUGAAUGAUCCGAGUAUUUAG
Molecule: messenger RNA, 1014 nt
Organism: Symsagittifera roscoffensis
Lineage: Eukaryota; Metazoa; Xenacoelomorpha; Acoela; Convolutidae
Product: leukocyte elastase inhibitor-like
Exons: 2
Coding region: 1-1014 (337 amino acids)
Molecular function (GO): serine-type endopeptidase inhibitor activity
Source: RefSeq, a predicted model, not a curated record